Vigna unguiculata (cowpea) is the source of this 1591-nucleotide messenger RNA. It is a transcript of the gene HEME1, whose product is annotated as Uroporphyrinogen decarboxylase. NCBI's taxonomy places the organism in Eukaryota, Viridiplantae, Streptophyta, Magnoliopsida, Fabales, Fabaceae. Gene Ontology annotation, molecular function: uroporphyrinogen decarboxylase activity. Gene Ontology annotation, biological process: porphyrin-containing compound biosynthetic process. The record is from RefSeq and is a predicted model, not a curated record.
AUAGAACAAAUUGUGAGUUGGCGCGUGGCUCUCACUCUGGUGUGUGUCCCUACCGGAGAAGAAGAAGAGAAGCUGAAAGAUAAGGAAGCCAAACUCAGCAAAACAAUUAACAAGGGACUCGUCUUUCCCCUCUACCAAUGGCUACUUCCGUUAACAGUGUUCUUGGGUGGAAAUAUUCCUCCUUUUUUUCACAAUCCAAUGCCUUCAACGUGGUUUCGCCUCCUUUCAAACCCCCAAACUCCAAGUUUUCUCCCACUUGCUCUGCCGCCUCCUCUUCCUCUGAUCCACUAUUGGUUAAGGCUGCCCGGGGAGACCCUGUUGGUCGUCCUCCAGCAUGGAUGAUGCGACAGGCAGGAAGGUACAUGGCUGUUUACAAAAAGCUUGCUGAGAAAUAUCCAUCCUUCAGAGAGAGGUCAGAGACAACUGACCUCAUUGUGGAAAUUUCUUUGCAGCCUUGGAAAGCUUUCAGGCCUGAUGGAGUCAUUAUCUUCUCGGACAUUCUUACACCACUUCCUGCAUUUGGAGUUGAUUUUGACAUAGAAGACAUAAGGGGACCUGUUAUACAUUCCCCCAUUCGUUCUGAAGAGGGAUUAAAAACUUUGCAUCCAAUUGACCUUGACAAGCUUAGAUUUGUUGGGGAAUCACUUAAGAUACUGCGCCAAGAGGUUGGUGGUCAUGCUGCUGUUUUGGGUUUUGUGGGAGCUCCUUGGACAAUAGCAACAUACAUUGUGGAAGGGGGUACAACACGCACAUAUACAACCAUUAAGAGCAUGUGCCACACUGCUCCACAUGUAUUGAAGACUUUGCUUUCUCAUUUGACGCAGGCAAUAGCUGAUUAUGUUAUUUUCCAAGUGGAAUCUGGGGCUCACUGCAUACAAAUAUUUGACUCAUGGGGUGGACAACUACCACCUGAUAUGUGGGAACGGUGGUCAAAGCCCUAUAUUAAAGAGAUUGUACAUUUGGUCAAGAAAAAAUGCCCUGAGGUACCAAUUGUUCUUUAUAUAAAUGGAAAUGGUGGCCUUCUGGAGCGUAUGAAAGACACUGGAGUUGAUGUUAUAGGGCUAGACUGGACAGUGGAUAUGGCAGAUGGGAGAAGAAGAUUGGGUAGUGGGAUUGGUGUGCAGGGAAAUGUGGACCCUGCCUACUUAUUCUCCCCUCUUGCUGCCCUGACUGAAGAAAUUCAGAGGGUUGUGAGGUGUGCGGGGCCCAGACGGCACAUCCUUAAUCUAGGGCAUGGUGUUCUUGUUGGCACACCUGAAGAAGCUGUUGCACAUUUCUUUGAAGUAGCUAGGAGCUUGCAGUUUGACACAUUUUUUCAAAACAAUGCUGCAAAAGACCCUAAUCUAGUAGCAUAAGCUCAAUAGCUCAAGUGUUGCUAUUUGUUUAUUGUAUUGGAGCUAUUUCAAGCUCUUUUCCAAAUGAAGGGUGUAGGUUAGUCCUUUCUUUGUCUUAUGCUGCUAUGAUAUGAUCAAAAGUCUGAGCAUUUGCACAUUUCUGUAUCGGCUUAACUAGAUGAAGUUGUGAUUUGACAUUCUAAUGUAUUUAUAAUUGAUUUGAUAAACUAACAUUAGUAUUCCUUCCAGCUGCAUAA